This is a messenger RNA of Ananas comosus (pineapple), 1903 nucleotides long. RefSeq names its product protein OSB1, mitochondrial-like. Gene Ontology annotation, biological process: mitochondrial DNA replication; positive regulation of helicase activity. Lineage: Eukaryota; Viridiplantae; Streptophyta; Magnoliopsida; Poales; Bromeliaceae. The transcript is spliced from 4 exons. The coding region runs from base 149 to 1027 and encodes 292 amino acids. The record is from RefSeq and is a predicted model, not a curated record. Gene Ontology annotation, cellular component: mitochondrial nucleoid. Gene Ontology annotation, molecular function: single-stranded DNA binding.
AAAGCUUAAAGCGUUAAGACUCGAGGCAUUUGCUAUAUAAGCAAAAGCUUCCAAAAUCAACAUUACCGGCCCCAUAAGGCAAAUGCCCUAAUUCGGUCCCCUCUCCAAAAUCGGCGAUAGCCGGAACCCUAAUCCCCAAAACCCGGCCAUGGCAACGCCGCCACAUUCCUACUCCUCCCUCUCCUCUCUCCGCCGCUUCCUCCGCCCCUUGCCUUCGCCUCCCUCUCUGCCUGUCCACCGAACCCUCGGCGGCGGCGGCGGCUCGGAGAGCAUGGCGUACCGGCGAUCGAUGCUCCGCGCGCCGCCGACGGUGAGAGCCCCAGGGAUUCGUCGGAAUUCGUGCAGCUUCAUCGGCACGGUGGUCGCCCCCGUGAGGCGCGCGGGGCGUGACCACGAGAAGCCCUGGGCCUACACCUUUCUUGAGGUGAAGAGGCAGAGGGCUUAUGGAGCAUCUUCUUCUUCUUCCUCCUCUUCUUCUCCUUCUUCUUUCGAGAUAUUACUGGCAAUGCGGGACAAGCUGGCGGAAAUUUCUCUGAGGCAUUUGCAACCAAAUGAUUUUAUUUAUGUUUCUGGUCCUUUAGGUUCCUAUGCAAAGGUCAAUGCUAGUGGCAGCCAUGAAAUUUGCUACAAGGUUUUUGUCAUGGAUCUGAAUUAUGUAAAGCACAAUGAUCAAAAACAAACUUCACACAAGCAUGAGGUUUUGGUGCAGAAAGAACUAACAGGACCCACUUUCGUUUUAGGUGCAUUUGAUUCUGCGGAGAAGGACAGAGAACGCCUUCACUUGUGGCAUGUCUUCUUUGCUAACCCGUACGAAUGGUGGGACAACAGACAAUCAAAGCCGAAUAUAAGGCACCCAGAUUUUAAACACAAGGGAACUGGUGAAGUCCUAUGGCUUAAUCCGCAUGACCCUCCUUGGGUUAAAAAGCAACUUGAACUGUAUGACUCAAAGAUGGGUUUAGGAACCAAUCAAAGAAACGAUGGUAGACGGCCAGAGUUACAUGGUUGGAUAAUUGAGGAUUUUGAGUAACCCUCCUUACUGGAUAGAAGUCGCUCGCACCUUUGAUUUUGUCAUGCUGCAAAAAGGUGCUAUAUCUUUGAAGAAAUGGAAGCAAUGAUCAGAAUUAAAUUAAGCCUUUCAAGGGCAAUGGGCAGCAAAUUUCGAGUCAAAAAUGAAAAGAUAAGAAAGUGAGAAAUGCAUUUAUAUGCCACAGUGAUCAGAUUGUGAAAAAUAUGUUUGUGUAGCUAAUCAUGAAAAAAAAGUUCCUUCUCUUGGAAUAUGAUAAAUUUAAGCAGAGGGUAAGAAGUGCUAAGUUGAGACUACUUAAGUUACCGGCAAAGCUCUUAUGUGGAUUAAUUCCAGCUGUACAGAGGCUUGACUGUGUAGAUAUUCUGUACAAAUUUGGAUUGACAGGAUCAGUUGUUUCUGUUAAUAUACUCCGUUCCCUUUCUUAUAGAGGAUUUUCUUAAUUGGUUCGGAUCCAUGCUUGCUGAUUGUGGUGCUAAGUGAAAAGGCAAUCCUGGCUUGUCAAAUUUGCGUAUGCAGUAGCAGCUUCUCUGAAAAACUGCUUUGUUAGGAGAUUCCUCAGUGAACAAGAGAAGCAUCUGGUCCAAUUUCAGGUGCACAAGCGAUCGAUAUCCUUUUCUAUUCAUGUCUUGUACGGUCUUUCAUCAUAGUUAGGAAGUUGAUUCAUAUGGCUUUUACAAUUAUAUCAUUCAACUAGUUCCUUCUUGAUCUGUUAUUCCGUUUCCAUAAUGGUAGUGCACAACAGGAGCAGCAUUUUUCAUGUAGUAUAUGUUACAGCCCCUGCUACAACAUACAGGGGAUUGUAAAUCACCCGUUAUCUAAUGCCCUUUCAUGUACACUACCUUUAUUCAUUAUAUACUAUGCACGCAAAUUCUUGAA